AUGCCUGGAGAAGGCGUUUACAUCCCGCCGCACCGUCGCGCUGUGGCAACUGAUUCUAGCCCGACGAGAAGCCGGCAUCAGCUUCGGGCUGAUGCACCAGUCUACAACCCGACGGCAAGCCAGCAUCAGCUUCGGGCUGAUGUCCAGGCUGUAGCGCGGACAUCGCCCCUCAGCGAUGAGGCACGUGCUCAGGCCAUCCGAGCCGCCGGGCCGUUCGAAUGGGAAACCCGCAUGUGCAUCCCGGAGGAAAUUCCCGAGACACUCCGCAAGACCGCCAGAUACUGGCGAAGGCCGGUGUCACAGAGCAGCGCAGAGGUGCUUGCCAUCGUGCCCAUGAAUGUCGAGGAUCCGGAGGUACGCGAGGCCAUCUGCCAAGCUGCUAGGGAACUCGGAAUCACCGAGUCUGGUAACGGCGUCCUGGGGGAAUUAGACCGCAUUCAGCCCCUCCAGCUGGGGCCAACCCCUUCUUCUCGGGUCGAGGACGACUUAAUGGAUAUCGUCGAUAGAUCGGAGCUUACGCCAUCAUGCGAGGAGCUUCGGGCGACGGGUAUGAACGUGUCGGCUUAUCGUCGCAACAUCUGCAAGAUCCGCGAGACGCUCAUAGAGAUGGGUAUGCCGCUACGACACCAGCGGACGUGGGCGGGCGUCAACGACAGCGGUGGCGGCCUCAGAAGCCUGUAUCCCCUGCUGGGCCCGGACCCCGGCCUCGACGCUUACAUUUUCAGAAACGGCAUCAUGGGUACGGAUGCCGCGUUCAACCCGCGCUCGCACACGCUGGUUCAGAUGUACGGCUUCGGCGUGGUCGAGCUCGAGUGGCUGCAGCGCAACCCGGAUCACGUCGAGCGCGCGGAACAGUGGGCGACGCUGCGCCGGUACCACGCGCUGCAGGUCUGGAGGGGCCCGGUGAACUGUGAGAACAUACGCGAGACUCUGAGAUUCGCCUACCGGCUGCGCGACUCGCGGCACGCCAUGUCGCAGGCCGAGCGUGUGCCUGGCUGGGGGGAGCAGCUGAUCCGCCUGCGCCGUCUGCGCCGUCUGCGCCGCCUGGAGUUUACCGUCGCCGAGCUGAUGGUGUGCCGCGUUUGGGUCGAGUUUGUGAGGUGGGACGGGCAGCUAAGAUUUUUAGGUUUCCAGUUGAGGCGACUCCGCAAUGGCCUUCGCAGUGCCGAUUGGGAGACCUUGACGUAUGAGGAGCAGCGCCGGCUCCUUGGGUGGCCGAUAAUCGGUGACUUCGUCCGCAGAUACGAGGACCUCUUGACGCCGGCCGUUGACUUCUAUCCGUUCCCAGGCAAUGGUGCUGGGAAUUGGGCCUCGGGAGGAGGAAUGCCGUCUAUCCGAUUUUUAGAAGUAUAG
Messenger RNA from Anthostomella pinea, 1353 nucleotides. Lineage: Eukaryota; Fungi; Ascomycota; Sordariomycetes; Xylariales; Xylariaceae. The record is from the annotation of a GenBank genome assembly.